AUGCAAGGAAACUACAGGAAGAUCCAGCCGGCUCCGAGAGACGACGCCGAUGAGAUCGACCGCAAGUUCCGCGUGGCCAAACGCAAGCGCCAGCAUGUCAGGAUAGCCUGUAAUCCCUGCCGCGAAAAGAAACGCGCCUGUCAAACUCGCAGUCUGGCGUGUAUCUACCGCAUACCACCCAAGACAGUUGACUCAACAAUCAAGAUUCAGAAACAGCUUGAUACCCUGCAGCACAGCUUUAAUCACUACGCGGACAUCGUAGACCAGCUCAAGACACUACCUGAAACAGAUGCGCUCAAGCUUCUGCAGAGGCUGAGAUCCCCGGCGGAUGUGAAUGGGGCUUUUGCGUCGUUGCAGGGGAGUGUACAUACCAGGAUGCGACUGUCGAAUCACAGGACGGCACAGGCUAUACUGCCGACUACGAAUUCAAGGCUCGAGUUUGAGCUCACAGCGUUGCAUGGCAUUGUCUACCCGACGCUGGUGCCGAUUGAUAUUACGUCUCUGGGGAUAUCGCCUCUGGAAAAACCGGCGCUUCCUGUGGCGCGGACGGAGAGUUUGAUGCAGAAGAUAUCACCAGCGAGUCCUGUUGUACUUUCGUCGGAUAGAAGCCGUCAGCUUUGCGAUAGUCGGCUGGAGGAGAUUGAUAUUUCGUACUGGACGAAAGUUCCGAUCAGCAAUGAAACUGCUGCGGCGAUGAUCUCGUUAUUUCUGGAGACGGAUCAGACGAUCGUGGGGUUUGUUGAUGCCGAUCUAUUCGUCGAGAGUCUUGUGGAGCGAACUCCCCAUUUCUGCUCUACGUUCCUAGUCAGCGCGAUGUUAUACGUUGCUUGUUAUGGGCGACAGCAUGCAUAUACAGCCUUCGAUCUGGAAUCCGUAGCCGUUGGCCGUCUCUGCUUCCAAGAAACGGAAAGGCUGUUUCGCGCUGAGGGCUCCUUCGACGACAUCAUCACCCUAGCAGCCAUCAACACCUUCAGCCUCGCCUGUCGCUUCCACGGACACGAGAUGCUAGCUCAGGAACUGGUUGCUUCUGCUCGCCACAUGGGGAAGAGGCUGGGCCUGUACGGCGUCCCGCUGGAUAGUCCGUCGUCGCUGGCGUUCCAGGAGUUGCCUGAUGACUUGGUCCGGAUGACUGCACAUGUUGCCUGGGGCACUUACAACUGGUUAACGAUUCAUGUUCUGUUUUUUCACGAUGAGAGUAUAGCGAUACCGCCUGCUCUACCAGUACCUGGACAUGAGCGACAUGAUGACAUGUGGCCUCAGCAUCCGCUGCCAGAAUACAUGGGCUCCUCGUUCACCAAGCUGUGCGAGUACUUCACGGUGAUCCAGGAGGUAGCCGUGGUAUAUUCCAUAGGGGACGGGAAACCUGUCGUUGACCAUGUCCCCAUUGCUUUCGCAGAAGCCAAAUACCAGAAAAUCCUAGCCUGGGCGGAUUCUCUCGGUAAAGGAAUGGCAUGGGAUCAGAACAGCCAAGAGCACGUCAUGCUAUUCCACAUGUGGUUCCACUGCGCAGUCCUGGAUAUCUUUCGCCCCUUCGCCCACGGCCGCCACAAAAACUAUACCCUCAAAUCCUUCUCCUCCCAAGACAGCACCCCGAAAACCAUCUUCUCCGCCUCCCUGAACCAGCUAAAACGGCUCGCCCUACUCUACCGCACGCAGCAAAUGCCCAACAGCUACAUGCCCUACAUCAACAUAUCCCUAAUCCACAUCGCCAACACAAUCUGUAGGGAAACAAACGACCCCACGGCCAAGUUUUACUUUCUCCUGUGCAUACGCUACUGGCAGCACUUGUACGUAGGAUAUCCCAUAUUCGGGGGGAUAGCACAGGCGUUCCUGACAAUGGCGAUAAAUAACGGGUUGAUCACGAACAGAGAGGCCAAGAGGCUGAUGGCGGAGGUUAAGGCGCAGGGGGGGCAUCAUGAUGAAGGGAUCUCGACGAGUUUGAUUGUGGAUUUUGACUUGGCCAUGACGAAUAGGGACGAGGCCGAUGUCCAGGCUGUUGCGCAGAAGUUUGAGGAGGUGGCGCUGUUUGAUGAGUUUGCGGUGUACAAGAAGGAGGAUUAG
Messenger RNA from Fusarium tjaetaba, 2061 nucleotides. RefSeq names its product conidial development fluffy. The transcript has 5 exons. The record is from RefSeq and is a predicted model, not a curated record. Bases 1 to 2061 code for a protein of 686 amino acids. Lineage: Eukaryota; Fungi; Ascomycota; Sordariomycetes; Hypocreales; Nectriaceae.